Molecule: messenger RNA, 3146 nt
Organism: Carya illinoinensis
Lineage: Eukaryota; Viridiplantae; Streptophyta; Magnoliopsida; Fagales; Juglandaceae
Product: 60S ribosomal protein L3-2-like
Exons: 4
Coding region: 1871-2905 (344 amino acids)
Biological process (GO): ribosomal large subunit assembly; translation
Cellular component (GO): ribosome; cytosolic large ribosomal subunit
Molecular function (GO): RNA binding; structural constituent of ribosome
Source: RefSeq, a predicted model, not a curated record
UAAACCCUAGUGUUACUGUAUCAGAACAAAGCCGGUGCCUCCGUCCCCUUCUCCCCCUGCUCGCUCAUUACCCUUUUUCGUCGAUCUAUUGGUAACUUUGUUCGUUUUUGGAUCUUUCACCAUGUUGGGUGCUCUAAAAACGUUCUGAUUUUGUUUAAUAUUGAUAGAUCUGUGCUUAUCUGUGUCUGACUUUUGAGUUUCUGUGAGUUUUAAUGUUUAUAUAUCUAUAUUUCUCAGAUGUAAAUUCCAUUCUGGAAAAUAAAAGAACUAUCUAGUCGCAUGUUGUUUGUAUUGAAAAUUCUUUAGGUCAGUGUGUAAAUUUGAUGAUUUUAUUCUCUCACGUGGAAAUAAAUCUCCAUCAACAUAUAUGUGAAUUAGUAUAUGCGACUGUGUGUAAUUAAGCGUAUACAAGCAUUUAUAUGCGGUCAUGCAUGUAUACCGCAUAUGUGUAUAACAAUUUGCGAAGAAAAACGUUUAAUCUAGUAUCUGAGUUGGAUUUGAGGUUCAUUGUAAUUGGCAUUGACUUUUGAAUUUUAUCAGACCAAUUUCUUUUGUGCUCUUAUAUUAAGGUUUAUUGGUGUUAGUGAAUUUGUGUUUUCGGGUGCCCCUCAUUGUGGGCAUAGUGAUAUUUCUCAUCUCCAUGAUGUGAAUUUGAAGACUGCCCCUAAAAGAUCUCGUUGAAUAAUCAAGGCUGGAGUCUCAAAGGGGUUCUUUUUGCCAAAACCCUUCAGUGGGAAUUUGGAAAGAAACACCAAUGAGCCCGAGAAUUGGCAUAUUCUAAUGCCAUAGGCCUUUGGUUGGGGAGUUUUUAAUACUCAUCUGCGGAGCUUGUGGUAAUAUCAUGUGUUUGCAUCUGUAGGGGAUCUAUAUACUUAGGUGUGUUAACUGGGGCAAUGAAAAAAAUAUUAUUUUAACUACCAAAUGCGACUCCAUGCCUUUUGUUUCGGAAAUCUGGAAUUGUUAAUCAACAAAAGAUGCUCGGUUUUUUUUUUUUUUCCAGUACAUAAAAGUCUGGAUUAUUUUCAGUUUGGAAUGAUUUACUUUUAUUCAUUUCUGAAGAUUUUGUUUGGAGGAGUUCUUAUCUUAGUUUUUUUAAGUUGGUCCCAACUAGAUUAAUUUAUCCACAUGUCCAAUCAUUUUUAUUUGACCUUUUGUGAUUGGUUGAAUUUUGUUUUGUUGGAAAAUGUAUAAUUGAGUUUCUUGAGCUUUGCAGAUAGUAAUACCAAAAAAAAAUCAUGUCUCAUCGCAAGUUUGAACACCCAAGACAUGGUUCUCUGGGUUUUCUUCCAAGGAAACGAGCCUCCCGCCACAGAGGAAAAGGUUUUCUUUGAUAUUCAAGAUAUAAUUUGUGUUCAUUUGAUGCGUUAUGAAAUUUGGAAGUUAUUAGGUGUCAAUGUUGUGGUAAUUUUGUACCUGUUGUUGCUAUUCUGAAUGAAUUUUUUCGUUGGGGAUUAAAUAUCUUCUAACAUUGCGUGCAACCUGAAAUUAACCAUUUCUUCAUAAUUUCUAGUCCCUUGAGUCCUUGAAGCUGCAAUUGUUGAUAAUUACACUCGUAUUCUUUAAGCCAAAUUUGUGUUUCGUUUAGUUGUGGCUCUAUUGCAGGAAAAUAAUCGGGAUGUUGCAUUUCCAGUACAUAAUCCUGGUCCCAAUUUUCCAUUUCAUUGCAGAGUUGUCAAUAGCCAUGCCAUUGGGUUCUAAUAAUUGAUUGCCCCUUGGUUUCUUUGCAGUGAAGGCCUUCCCCAAAGAUGAUCCAACUAAACCUUGCAGAUUGACUGCUUUCCUAGGCUACAAAGCUGGAAUGACUCAUAUUGUUAGAGACGUCGAAAAACCGGGAUCUAGCCCCUGAGUCAUUUUAUUAGUAUAUCUCCUAAUGUCAAAAGAUCAAUUUAUUCUUGUGGGAAAAAGUCAUUUAAGAAUGCCUUUCUCCCCAGAGCUACACAAGAAGGAAGCGUGUGAAGCAGUAACUGUUGUAGAAACACCACCCAUGGUUGUAGUUGGUGUUGUUGGUUAUGUCAGAACAUCACGUGGUCUUUGUUCUCUAAGCACCGUUUGGGCCCAGCAUCUUAGUGAGGACGUUAAGAGGAGAUUCUACAAGAACUGGUGCAAGUCCAAGAAGAAAGCUUUCACCAAGUAUUCCAAGAAGUAUGAAACUGAAGACGGUAAAAAAGACAUUCAGGCACAGUUGGAGAAAAUGAAGAAGUACUGCACUGUGAUUCGUGCUUUGGUUCAUACACAGAUAAGAAAAAUGAAGGGACUGAAGCAGAAGAAAGCUCAUUUGAUGGAGAUCCAGGUGAAUGGUGGAACUGUUGCCCAGAAGGUUGAUUAUGCUUAUGGAUUUUUUGAGAAGCAGGUUCCGGUUGAUGCUGUUUUCCAGAAAGAUGAGAUGAUUGACAUAAUUGGAGUGACAAAGGGGAAAGGUUAUGAGGGUGUUGUGACCCGUUGGGGUGUCACCCGUCUGCCCCGUAAGACCCACCGUGGGCUUCGUAAAGUAGCCUGUAUUGGUGCUUGGCAUCCUGCUAGGGUUUCAUUUACGGUUGCCAGGGCUGGGCAGAAUGGUUACCAUCACCGUACUGAGAUGAACAAGAAAGUUUACAGGCUUGGGAAGGCAGGCCAAGAAUCUCACUUGGCCAUGACUGAGUUUGACAGGACUGAGAAGGAUAUUACACCAAUUGGAGGGUUCCCCCACUAUGGCGUUGUGAAGGAGGACUAUCUGCUGAUAAAGGGCUGCUGUGUUGGCCCCAAGAAGCGUGUGGUCACCUUGAGGCAGUCGCUCUUGAAGCAGACAUCUAGGGUUGCCAUGGAGGAGAUUAAGCUCAAGCAUAUCGAUACAUCCUCCAAAUUUGGGCAUGGUCGGUUCCAGACAACUCAGGAGAAGGACAGGUUCUAUGGGCGGGUCAAGGCUUGAUUUGCUGGCUAGUAGAAAGAGAUCUAUUUACUCUUUAUUAAUAAAUUAUGAGUUUCUGUAGGCUUUGUCAUUUACCAGUUGGUUUGAACUCUUAUAGGCAUUGGGAUUUUGUGACUAUGAUGCCUGGGAGUCGGUGAGUUUGCUUUUUGCCACCCCUAUCAGCAAUUCUUAUGGAUGUUAUUGGGGUACUAGAUUAUUAUUUAUUAUUUUAUUAAUAAUUUUAACCUAUUAUUUAUUAUUA